Symbiodinium necroappetens is the source of this 627-nucleotide messenger RNA. The record is from the annotation of a GenBank genome assembly. NCBI's taxonomy places the organism in Eukaryota, Dinophyceae, Suessiales, Symbiodiniaceae.
GUGCCGAGACUCCUUCCAGGAGUUCAAGCGGCAGAUCGCGAGACACGCCGAAUAUGCCCGCACAGGCAAAAAGAUCCAGGAAAAGAUCAUUCAGGAAGUAGAGGAGUUCGAGCUGGACAAGGAUGCAGAGGUCGAGGAAGUUCGUGGUUCCAACAUCUCGCUAAAGAAUCGACUUGCAAAGCUCGAACAAGCUCUCCGAAAUAAAGACGAGCUUGCAGAAAACCUGCAUGUCAUUGAUUUUGAGCAGCUGAAAAUUGAAAACCAGCAGCUCAAUGAGAAAAUAGAAGAACGAAACGAAGAGCUGCACAAGUUGCGCAAGAAGACCGUCGUAACUGUGCAGAUCAUUACGCACAUGCGCGAGAAGGUGCAGUUUGUCCAAAAGGAGUACCAGGAAACGAAGGAGAAGUUGGCAACGUUGGAUCAAGAUCUCGGUGCGCAGCGUGAUCUGGUCACCAAGACCAAGCAUGAGCGAGAUGAGCAUAGGCAAGAGUAUGCCGCUCUGAAGCAGCAGACCGGCAUCAUGAAUUCUGAGCACCUUACGAAGGAUUUCAAGGACCGUGCAGAUCGCAUCAAGGAGCUCAAGGACCAAAUCUCUCAGCUCAAAAAGCGCCACGGUCAAAUGUCCCA